This is a messenger RNA of Conger conger (European conger), 1105 nucleotides long. Its product is annotated as amine sulfotransferase-like. Gene Ontology annotation, biological process: sulfation. The transcript has 6 exons. Lineage: Eukaryota; Metazoa; Chordata; Actinopteri; Anguilliformes; Congridae. Gene Ontology annotation, molecular function: sulfotransferase activity. The coding region runs from base 11 to 661 and encodes 216 amino acids. Gene Ontology annotation, cellular component: cytoplasm. The record is from RefSeq and is a predicted model, not a curated record.
CCGGGAGGCGAUGUUGUGGCUGGAGAUUCCCGAGGGGCACUCCGACUUUGCCACACGUGCCUCCCCCCGGUUAUUCGCCUCUCACCUGACCCCAGCCCUGAUGCCCCCUGGACUGAGGGACAAGAGGGCAAAGAUUGUGUAUGUGAUGAGGAACCCGAAGGACAUUAUGGUCUCCUACUUUCACUUCUGCCACGCUGUGACCAAACUGGAGACCCCCAUGAGCUUUGAAGACCUCUUUGGACAGUACCUGGAGGGAACAGUUCCUGCCGGUACAUGGUUCGAUCACAUUAAGGAAUGGUACUCAAAGAGAGAUCAGUACAACAUCCUGUUUUUGACGUAUGAGGACAUGAUCAAGGAUCUGAGGUCUGAGGUGCUGAAGAUCAGCAAGUUCCUCGGGAAGAACCUGGACAGCUCAGCCAUCGACCGUGUGGUGGAGAGGGCCACCUUCAGGAACAUGAAAAAGGACCCCAAAGCCAACUACGAGUUCCUGCCCCAGGAAAUGCUGGAUCGAGAGCGGGGACACUUCCUUCGCAAAGGUAAAGUCGGGGACUGGAAGAACACCUUCACCGUGGCCCAGAGUGAGCGCUUUGACCAGGUCUUCCAGGAGAGGAUGAGGGGCCUCCCACUGCAGUUCACGUGGGACAUUCAUGAGCAUCCGUAGUGGUUGUUAAGGCCUGCCAGUUUGGCUCCGUGGGGGAAACUAAAUAAGAUUUUGAAUGCGCAGUGUUGCAGACUGACAAGCUAUCCCAGGAUUGUAUUGCAUCUAAAAGGCUGGAGGACUGAUGGACUCUAAUGGCUGCUGAUACCUGGGAAAUCACAUAUGAAGUAAUUAUUUAAUUAACACAAUACAUGGUAAAACUAUCUCACCACAUACAAAAAAAAGCUUAUCUUAGAAGUGUCUAGAAAGGUACAAUUAUUUGUCACUGGGGAGUUACCCUAUAGUUACAUAAGAUCAUAACCCUAACAAGCAAUAUAUAAUUACUUGGUACCUGUUUUGCUUGGAAAACAUACUAAUUUGUUCCCAAAGAAAAUAUGACUACUUUCAGGGUACAUUUGGGAAAUUUUAUCUUUGAAGAACAAAAAAUAUAUCGCUACUGAAACUGUA